ACUGAAGACAUUUCGGUAUUGUGAUCGAGACUUGGUUGUCUGGUCUUUCCAGGUUAUCUCUUUUCUUGCAACAAAUCAGCAGUAAUUUUUUUGGUUUCUGUUCCAGUCAAAAACCUGUUCUCAGAUUGACAUUUAUACAAACACACCUUAGGAACACAAUUCUCUCUUUUUCAUUAAAUUACGUUCUUUACCUUUUCACACCUCUCACGUUCCUCUUAACCUUACUCAAGGCAAGAUUGCGACCUUUUCUCUUAUUUCACUUGUCGCAAUACAUUUGUCUGAACUUAGAAACUCACUAUACAUUAAUAAUGGUUACGCAAACUGUUAGGACUUCAAUUUUGAGCUAUAAAUCCAAUGGGCCGCAGGUGUUUGCUUAUUUGCCGGUGAGAAGAAAAUGGCAAAGAGAAACUUUGUUGGGUUGGUUGCAGAAUAGAUUGAUGACUACAAGUAAGCGAGUGCAGGAUAGAAGCACCAUGAAAAGGGUGCAGGAUCUUGAAAUAGUGACAGAGAAAUGGAAAAUCGUAUCAAAAGUGAAGGCAGUGAUGGAGAUUUUAAAUGAGGAGCCAGAGACGAUAAUCCCAGCAAGGAACCUUGAACGACACAGGAUUAAAAUCAAUCUGCCUAAACCCCAUAAAAUUUCGGACUUCCUUCGAAAAUCGCCAAAGCUUUUUGAGUUGUACAAGGAUCAAAGGGGAGUGCUAUGGUGCGGAAUGACAAAAGAAGCUGAGGAUUUAGUAGAAGAAGAGGGAAGAUUAAUCGAGGAGCAUUCAGAUAAAGUCGCAGAAUAUGUGACGAGAUGUUUAAUGAUGUCUGUUGAUAGGCGGCUUCGGUUGGAUAAAAUAGCAAAUUUUAGGAGAGAUUUUGGUUUGCCUGUUGAUUUUAGGGAUAAAUGGGUGCAUAGGUAUCCAGAACUGUUUAAGGUUGUUAAGAUGGUUGAUGAAGUGAGUUAUUUGGAGCUUGUGUCUUGGAAUCCUGAUUGGGCUAUCACACAGUUAGAGAAGAGAGUAUUAGGGGUGAAUGAAAGCAGUAAUCAUCAGCCGGGAAUGCUGUCAUUGUCAUUUCCUUUGAGAUUUCCUUCUAAUUACAAGAAGGUGUAUAGGCAUCGAGAGAAAAUAGACCAUUUUCAGAAAAGGUCUUAUUUGUCACCAUAUGCAGAUGCCAAGGGACUUACUGCUGGGUCGUUAGAAUUUGAUAAGAGGGCUGUUGCCAUUAUGCAUGAGUUGCUUAGCUUUACCCUUGAGAAGAGAUUGGUGACUGAUCACCUUACGCAUUUUCGGAAGGAAUUUGUGAUGCCACAGAAGUUGAUGAGACUUCUUUUAAAGCAUAUGGGGAUUUUCUAUGUGUCUGAGAGGGGGAAGAGAUUUAGCGUAUUUUUGACUGAAGCUUAUGAAGGUCAAGAACUGAUUGAAAAAUGCCCUCUGGUUGUUUGGAAGGAAAAACUCCUGAGUCUUGUUGGUUACAGAGAGAAGAAGAAGAAGAUUUUAACAUUUGGCGAUUUAUCGGACUUGGAGGAUAGUGGUUUGAUUGAGAGUAGUUCUGAACACGAAAAUAUAAGUAUGCAUUUUGGGCAUGAAGACGCGAUGGUCGGUGUGGAAGAUGCUUUACUUGCAGACAAUGAUGAGAUGAAUAUUGGAGAAAUUGGCCUCGCAGGCUGGAACAGUGAAAAAUCUUGAGCUUAUGAAUGCAAAGCAGAGAGCUCUUCUUGUCAUCUAGGCAUUUUAAUCCGGAAAUUGCAUACUGCCGCUGAUCACUAGUCAAAAUUUACCAUUAUUGCAUUUUGAAAGACACAACAGCAAUUCUACAUAUGAGGGGAAAAAACAGAGAAAAACGGAAGUUGUUGGCCCUUUGAAUGCCUUGUAUCAGAUCAUCAAAACUUGUCAGAAAUAGGUGUAGUGACUACAUAUUUCAGAAUUUGUUUUGCUAUUUUUACUGAUUAGUGUGAUGUGCUGGCCUCUGAAAUUAUGCCAUAUAGACUGCAAAAUAGAUAAUUAGCUUUCAUUUUUCCUCAUCAAAUGAAUGUGUAAAUUUCGUAAUGCUUAAUGCUUAGAAAUUAGAACAGUAUGGUAUUUCUAGAAGGCAUGUGAGAGUUGCAUUUUUUUGUUUAUUUAUUUUUUGGCUCAGUUUUGUUUUUCUUUAAGCAAUAUACUGAUCCAAUACCACAAUAUAAUACAAUGUUCA
Messenger RNA from Populus euphratica (Euphrates poplar), 2178 nucleotides. Its product is annotated as Ubiquitin carboxyl-terminal hydrolase family protein. Gene Ontology annotation, molecular function: RNA binding. The record is from RefSeq and is a predicted model, not a curated record. Lineage: Eukaryota; Viridiplantae; Streptophyta; Magnoliopsida; Malpighiales; Salicaceae. The coding region runs from base 309 to 1673 and encodes 454 amino acids. The transcript has 2 exons.